Apis cerana (Asiatic honeybee) is the source of this 6482-nucleotide messenger RNA. It is a transcript of the gene Fhos, whose product is annotated as Formin homology 2 domain containing. Gene Ontology annotation, cellular component: cytoplasm; cytoskeleton. Gene Ontology annotation, molecular function: actin filament binding. Gene Ontology annotation, biological process: cortical actin cytoskeleton organization. The record is from RefSeq and is a predicted model, not a curated record. NCBI's taxonomy places the organism in Eukaryota, Metazoa, Arthropoda, Insecta, Hymenoptera, Apidae.
CCCCGCGUGUUGCCUUCUUUGGAUCGUGGAAAAAAAGGCCCUAUCGGACAACAAUCGGCCGUUACGGCCGAGAUACAGAGGUCCCGCGAGAUGUCUCUGACGUGCCGAGUGCAGUAUCUGAAUGACGUCGAUCCGUUUGCCUACGCGAGCUCCUAUCCAGAGCCUCCUAGGCCGCCUGUGCACACCUUCAGCGCGACCUUGCCACUAAUUAACCAGCUCGCAGCGGUGCAUCGACUUCUACGGGCGCCUCACAGGCUCGAUGAUACGGCGCUCCAGCUCUACAAAGAUGGCGACUAUGGUGCCUAUUUGGACCUCGAAGCUUCCAUCAGUGAGCAACAAGAAGAAUUCGAAGGCUUUCAAACCAACCGAAAGAACUCGAUCGUUCUCAGGACACAGCUGUCCGUGAGGGUGCACACCAUCAUAGAAAAAUUGCUGAACAGCGAGGGCCGCGAGCUGCGACGAGCUCUCUUCUCCCUCAAGCAGAUCUUUCAGGAGGACAAGGACCUGGUGCACGAGUUCGUGCAAAAUGAUGGGCUUGCUUGCCUCAUCAAGGUUGGAAGCGAGGCUGACCAGAAUUACCAAAAUUAUAUACUACGAGCUCUUGGCCAGGUGAUGCUCUACGUGGACGGUAUGAAUGGAGUGAUGGAACACGGUCAGACGGUCCAGUGGUUAUACACGUUAAUAGCGAGCCGCUUCCGAUUGGUGGUGAAGACCGCGCUCAAGCUUUUGCUCGUGUUCGUCGAAUACGUCGAGACGAACAGUCUGUUGCUGGUCAGAGCCGUUAGAUCGGUCGAUACGUCCAGAGGCAUGAUACCCUGGACAAACGUGAUGAAGCUGUUGAAGGAUUACGACGCGGCCGACACGGAAUUGCUGAUAUACGCGACGACGUUAGUCAACAAGUGUCUGAACGGUAUACCGGAUCAGGACACUUAUUACGAUCAGGUCGACUGUUUGGAGGAGCAAGGGAUAGAGGGCAUCAUCCAGAGGUACAUGUCGAAGCAAGGAACCGAUCUUGAUCUACUAAGGCAAUUUCAGAUCUACGAGGCGGUGCUGCAUCACGAGGAUGGGAACGAUAGAGGUUCGCCUAUUCGCCAGCUGGAUGAUAAUAUCAGGAAGACGCUGCGAAACCGGAAGUCCCUGGUGGAUUCGCACGAACGGCGAAAAUCCCGGCGGCACUCGACGGGCACGUCCCCAUUGUCGAUGUCCUUGAACGCGCGACUAAGUCCACGGCUCAACCACUCGUUGGGUCUAAGCUCUCUGAACAACACGCUAAACUCGAGUUUGCCCGACGACGACGACGAGUCGAGCAGCUCUCAAAGUUCGCAGGGUCAUUUAGGCGAGGUUCAAUUGAAUGGCAGCUACAAGGAGAACAAAGUGGACGUUGGCGUGACACCGGCGUUGAGACGUCGAAGGGAACGAGCCGAGAGGCAGAGGAGCUUUAUCAGGGAGCAGCAGGAAGCCACGGCGAACAUGCGAGCAUCCGUGGUGCCCUCGGACGAUCAGGAAAGUCCCUACGCGACGAACGGGCUGCGUUACACGAACGGUACGUCGUACGAAAGAAAUGCGGACUCGCCGUCGAAUAAGUUGUCCAGGACGAACAGCAGGAAGGACUUGACGCCUCUGAUGAACGCCGCGAACAAACUCGAUUCCGAAGAGAAGAAACCUUGGUACGGGAAGAGCCCGGACGAGGGUGUCGAGUGCGACGAGGGUAAUCACACCGACGAGGACGAGGAUCGUCGAGUGGUUCUACAAUUGAAGAGGGAAGGGACCGUGAAAGAUCUCACGCAAAAGUUGGCCGCUCAAAAUCUUAUACCGAGCAGCCCGGUCGAGGAGAAGGUUUCCAGGAUAGGGGAUAUGAGUGGACUGAUCUCGAAGGCGAAGGAGGGUCUCGCCAAGUCCAAGUCAAAGGCGGACGUGUUGAAGUCACCGACCGGGGACAAUCUGCCCACGAAACCUCAAGAAGCGAAGAAAUCCGAGAACGAGUUGCACUGGGAGGAGCUGGUUAAGAAAUUGAAACGGCCUCUCGAGCUCUGCGACCUCGACUUCACCGAUCUGAAUUCGGACGACGAGGUAGACGUUCUUGGCCCCGUGAACGUGACCAACGGGGUGCCUCCACCCCCACCACCCAUGGUACCGACCCCAGGCGGCGCGCGGGCACCACCCCCGCCCCCCUUAGGUGCGAGACUACCGCCUCCCGUGCCCCAAGCGCCUCCACCGUUGUUCGGAGUGAAUCUCAAGUCGCCAAGGUCGCCGACCGAUAAUGGAAAUACACCGAAGAGCCCGCCACCAGCGUUCACGAAGAAGAGCAAGAAGACGGUGAAGUUGUUCUGGAAGGAGGUGAGGGAUGACCCGAUCAUAUUGUCCAGGCUCGACAAGAACAAGAUGAUAUGGGACGAAUUGUUGCCUGUACCUGUUGACACCCAGAAACUCGAGCAUCUGUUCGAGAGCCGCGCCAAGGAUCUCAUCACGAAGGAGAAACAACAAGAGAUGAACAAGAACAAGGAGAUCAUCGUGCUGGACCAUAAACGAUCGAAUGCUAUCAACAUCGGGAUGACCAAGUUACCUCCACCGAGGUCGAUUAAGACAGCUAUUUUGAAAAUGGACGCUACGAUUAUGAACAGGGAGGGUAUCGAGAAACUAUUGACUAUGCUGCCAACCGAAGAGGAGAGGUCUAGGAUACAAGAGGCGCAGGCCGCCAAUCCUGACCUACCUUUGGGAUCGGCCGAGCAGUUCCUUCUAACUUUGGCCUCCAUCUCGGAGUUGCCCGCCAGGCUGAAACUUUGGGCGUUUAAACUGGACUUUGAGAAUUCGGAAAAGGAAAUUGCGGACCCUUUGAUGGAUCUGAAGCAGGGAAUGGAGACCCUGCGAGUGAAUAAAACGUUCCGCGGGAUUCUGAGCACGCUCCUUUCGAUCGGGAUAUUCCUCAACGGAAAUGAGGUGAAGGGCUUUCAGCUGGAAUACCUCGCCAAAGUACCUGAAGUGAAGGAUACGGUUCACAAGCACUCGUUGCUUCAUCACCUUUGCCACAUGGUGAUGGAGAAGUUUCCGGAUUCCACGGAUCUCUAUUCCGAGAUCGGAGCAGUGACAAGAGCUUCGAAAAUCGACUUCGACGAGCUUGCAGCGAACAUCGGGAAAUUGGAGAGCGAGUGCAAGGCAUCGUGGGAUCAUCUGAAACUCAUCGCGAAGCACGAUGGCUCGACGAUGAUGAAAGUCAACAGAAUGUCAGACUUCCUGGCCGACUGCGCGGAGAGGAUAAUCGUGCUGGGGAUAGUGCACAGGCGGAUCAUAAAUCGAUUCCACAAAUUCAUCCUCUGGCUGGGCAUCCCGCUGCACAGGGUGCAGGACACGAAGCCGAACGAGUUCUGCCGUAUCGUGUCCGAGUUCGCGCUCGAGUACAGAACCACCAGGGAGAGGGUGAUACAGCAGCUCGAGAAAAAAGCCAAUCACCGUGAAAGAAAUAAGACCAGGGGAAAGAUGAUCACAGAGGUUGGUAAAUUCAGGACGAAAGAGGAUCGCGCGGAUGCGGAGCUCAGACAAUUGCUUGGAAGCGAUAUCUCCGAUGUCGAGAGUAUUCACGGCACCCUUCCGUGGAGAAGACAGAGGAAAGAUGGUCGCACCUCAUUGGGCCCAUUACUCCGUGACGAGAACACAAAUGGAAAUCUGACUGACGGCGAUGACGAGUUGCUGGAAUCCCUGGUGAAGACGGCGACGAAAACGCCUGCAACGAGGACAACGCCAAGGGAACGCAAGAGGACCAGACACGCCGAUCGUAAGUCUUUACGUAGAACGCUGAAGAACGGCCUCUCGGAAGAGGAGAAGAAGCACAUCGCCACUUACAUCAAGGGCUACUGACUGUGAUAAAACUUGAACCCUGUAGCUCGUCCACGAGAAGGAAGGAGGGAAGAUUGAUAAACAAGAAUCAUCGAAUCAUCGAUCGGAUGUUGAUCACACGGCCAGGACAUCGCGAUUUGACGGAGGCCAACGAACACGACCAAUUCAGAGAGGAAGCACACCCUCCAGGGAAUGAAUCGCGUACACCAAGGUUAUACGUUUAAAGAAUUAGAUACUACGUAUACAUAUAUAGAUAUAUAUAUAUACAUAUACACACACGCAUAUACAUAUAUUUCUUUCGAACUUUCUGUACGCUGGCAGAAAGCAAUUGUUUCUAUCGAAACUUGAAGGCCUUCUAUUUUUCGACGUUAUCAUAUCGAUAUCCCUGUCGUUCGUAUUUUUCUCACCUCAUGGAAGAGUCUAAUAUAAUAUAGCUCAAUACUUCUGAAUCUUUGAUUAGAUGAUUAUUGCAAAUCUAAAUUGGAUUCGAAAUAUCAAUGAUUACAAACGAUUAUUCCGUAGAAGACAUUAAGACAAGUCAAUGUAUAUCUGGUUAGUUUUAUAUUGUUUCUCUAUUUAUAAGAAACGAUAUCUCUAAAAAUUAUUUGAAACGGAACACAAAUAAUGAGAAUAUAAGUAUAUUUGAAAUUAAAUUAUAUUUGAUAAAAUAAAAAUAGUAAAGAAUUUUGAAACACAGAAAUGAACAUAUUGACUUUAAUAUAAAAUGACGGCCUAAAAUAGCUUUUGAUAUAGAUGGAAAUAGAUUCAGAUAUUUUUGAGAGUUGUAUUAUAAGUUAUUUUCUAACUAAUUAAUUUGAUCAGAUUUUAAACGAUUUUAUGGAUAUUUGAUCAAAUGUAACAAAUAAGAUAAGAAAGUUUACUGUCUGUUGAUAAGUUAGAAUUAUUAUAGAAUUAUAUAAAUAUAUUAUAUAAAUUAAAUGGAUAUAUCUAAUACAUAGAUCUUGUAGAAAGUUCGUAAAAAUAUUUUUAAUAGCUGAAAAUAAAGUUGAGAGAAUCUUUUCAACGAAUCUUUUCCUCUUCGAUAAAGAAUUAAAUAAUUUUCAUAUCGAUUUUAUCGAUUCUAUAUAAAUCGAGAUCGACCUCUUACCUUUCGAUUUAAUUUUUAAUUAUAAUUAUUGUGAUAUAAUGAGUAACGAAGUUUCUUAUCAACGAUCAUCUUAUCAAAUGAUCAUUGGAUAACGAGUACUUCAGACAGAUAUAUGAAAUCACGAAUUGAAUUCGUGUUUAACUUUGAUCUAUAAUAUAUACGUAAUAAAUUGUAUUAUGAUUUUUAUAUGAUGAUAUAUAGUGAGAAAUAACUCAUAUUAUUCACGUUUAAUCUAUAUAUCUAAUUUAAUGUGAUAUAAUGAGGCAGGGUUAAUAUAUAUAAAUAAAUAUUCAAAGAAUUUGUAUUUUGCUCAUUUGUAUUUGCCUCCAACAAUUUCAUAAUUAUAAAAUUUGAAUUUAUAAAAAUAAUCUUCACUAAUCUUAAGAUUUUAAGAUUUCCAAUGUUUAAUAAAAUUGAAAGACAUGAAAAAAUAAAUAGCAAAGUUUAUUAUCUUACUUUAUUAUGUAUAAUAAAAUGUUUAAACAUGAUAGUAAACUUAAAAUUCUUUCAAUUUUAAUAUAUUUAAUUUAAUUAUAACAAAAUUGAUUCACAUAAUACGAUAAAUAAAAAUAUAUUUUGUUUAUCAUAUAAUACUUUAAAUGAAAAAUAUACUUUUAUAUAUGGAAUAAAAUUUAAUUCAAUUUAAUCGUGUCUUUCAUAUAUCUAACAUACGAAAUAUUUUAUCUAUUCGAUUUUCAUCGAAAAUAAAACGUGGAGAAGGUUUAAAUGAUUGAUCGAUCUUAAGAGAUUUAUUUAAAUAUUUCGGGUACGAUUGCUGACUGUUUAUAAGCUACAUACAUAAUAUAUUUGGUGAAUGCAACAACUUCUGAAACUUCUUUCUAUCUUGAAAGAGAGAAGGAAAGGAAAAAAGAAAAUAAUAGAAAAAGAGGAGGAAAAAAAAAAGAGAAACUUUCGAGAUGUAUCUUGCGCAGUGACAGUUUCUCAGGAAUAAAUGCUCGUAUGCAAAGAAGGAAGAAUAUUUCUUGAAGCAAUUCGCUUUUGCAACAUGCAUGGGGCGAGAGGAUUAUUGAAAAUACCCGUUGAAAAGCUUCUCCGUUUGAAAGUUCGAACGACAGGAAUGAAAAAUCGGACAAUCUUAUUGAAACGUGCCUCAAACGAUUUUUGAUCCGUCGAUGAAAAACUUUUAGUUCUUUCUUAAGGUUUAAGAAAGUUUCGAACGAAAUUGAAUGAAACCAUUCGAUGGUACGAAAUGAUGUCUUUCGUACGUAUUUUUCAUUUUUUCUUCUUUCUUUUUUUUUUCUUUUUUUUUCUUUUCAUUUAUUUUUUUCGACGAAGGAAAUAAAAUGGAAAAUGUUUACACGACAACGAUUUUAUUUCUGCGGAUAUCGUAGGUAGUGAAUUUCGAAUACCUAGGAGAGGAAAAUAUUUGUAAACGGUGUGAUUUAUUCGGCGAGAGGAGAAACUUAAUUAAUUUAAUUAUCAUCUUAUUAUCGCGCCACGUGGCGUCGCGCGUGCGCAAUUACUGUAAUUUUCUGCGGAAAUGAAUUCUUGAAAUAAAAUUGAGAGCAGCAAUAAUAGGCCA